GCUUACAUGAUGUCAAUAGCCCAGAAAGGAAGAAUGCGUUCGUGUUUGGACUUCCGUCAAAUAAACUUUCGUCACGAUCCGUAUUUAAGGACCUAGCUUGUUAAAGAAAAGCAAGAUUUCAUCGUUAAUGAUCAAUAUUCGUUGGUGAAUACAGUCCUGAAAUAUGGGCAACUCUAUAAUUAAGUGGUUGAUCAGAGAGGUUGAAGAGGAACACACCAUUAAAGCAACUUUGGAAGAUGGAAGCUCUCACGAGGAAGUAAAGAAUGGUAUGUUUUACGUUCUAUUCAUACUAAAAACAUGACCAUGAUUUUUCACCAGUAGGAUCCUAAAGGAUUUUGGAGCCUGACAAUGUAAAACGACCGAUCGCAUUCUAAUCAUAAUGAACUAAGCGAUGUACGCAUCCGGUCAUGUAUCAAGCCUCACAUUUUUUUUUUCGAUGAAAUAAAUUCGUUUCAGUUUUCGAGGCUACGUGAAAUUAUACAAAGGAUGAUUUGUUUAGUUCGGUGAGCCAAACAUCUCGUAUCGUUGAAGAAUGAUUACUGAAAUAAAUCUUGAAUACGUAUUUGUAACUAUUUCACUGCAGGUUCGCCGGACAAUCAAGGACAAGUACCUGUAUUUCAAGCCUUUGAUUCCAUGACAGCUAAUCCACAAAUGGCAGAUACGUAUCUGAACUUUGCUAAAGCCAGAGACCAUCAGAACGAUCAAGUGUACGAUGGAGUACGGAAUCCAUAUGUUUUAGUAAUAAACAACGUAAAUUUUAUCAGAGACCCAGUUCCAAGAAAUGGAGCUAAAUUCGACCUCAGAAAAGUGGAGACAUUUGCUAAAGAAGCUGGUUUCCAAGCUGUAAGGCAGCACAGGGACUUAACAAAACAGGAGAUGGUGUACAUCCUUGACGAAACCCGCAAAAACAGAGAAUUGGGUAAGUUUCUCUACACUACCUCAAACAGGUUUUAUGACAAGUCACCAAAUACCUAGUCUACCAACUCUCUGUAUCCGUUGUUGAGUCUUGCUACGCAAAGCUCCUUCUUUCCAACCUAGGAAAAGAUUACGCGUGAUCUAAAGGGAAUAAGAUUACCGAAUGAGGAUAUGGACCGAAAGUUCAGUUACUGUACUUAGAGCGCUUUUCGAUCGCGUAUCCUAACAACAUUAAUUAAGAACGAGGCAAAUACAGAGAAAGGAAAAUACCCUACAGAACGAACGUAAAACAAGCCAACCACCAAAAGCGCGGAAAAUUGUCGGUGACCAAAUCGUGAUUGGUUAUAGUUUUGCAUCUGAUCGGUUGAGAGAGUGGUACAGGUUUUCUGAACCACUCAGAGCGAAUUUAAAGACUAUUUUCAAAUUUAGGGGAGGAUCCGUCUAUGUAAUUAAACGUCUCUUGAAUAUUUACCAUUUAUCUAAUCAUUUCUUUUUUUGCAGGUAAACAUGACGCAUUCAUCUGCAUUAUCAUGAGCCAUGGUAAUGAGACAGGAAUCCUAUGCAAGCACGGUGAAACCAUUCCAGUAGACGAAAUAACCGCUAAAUUUCGUGGUGGCAAAGAGUCGUGUUCCCAGCUGGUGGGAAAACCCAAACUGUUCUUCAUUCAAGCAUGUCGUGGCAAAGUUGACGACAAAGGGUAUUGGGUCACCAAUGGGCAAGAAUCAGACAAUGUUUUUGCUGAUAGCGCCCAGAGCGAGGAGUUGCCUGUAAAACUUCCUUCUGAGGCAGAUUUUUUGAUCAGCUACUCGACCACCGCGGGCUGUAUCUCUCACAGGAGGUUCACAGAUUCUACGGUGAAAGGAGAAAGACACAGCGAAAAAUUGGGCUCUUGGUUCAUCUCCUGCUUGGUGAAGGUUCUACAAGAAAAUUCGCACGUUGACGACUUAAUGACAAUGCUGACUAAAGUGAAUCAAGAAAUGAUCAAAUAUAGGACAGAUGGUGGAAGCAAACAGAUUCCAUGCCAUCUCACCACGCUCACGAGAAAAGUCUACUUUGCAAAUUUCUUUGAUAAGAACCGGCCUCAAACUUGCCCUUGA
Pocillopora meandrina is the source of this 2012-nucleotide messenger RNA. NCBI's taxonomy places the organism in Eukaryota, Metazoa, Cnidaria, Anthozoa, Scleractinia, Pocilloporidae. The record is from the annotation of a GenBank genome assembly.